Didymosphaeria variabile is the source of this 1626-nucleotide messenger RNA. RefSeq lists its product as uncharacterized. The record is from RefSeq and is a predicted model, not a curated record. The coding region runs from base 1 to 1626 and encodes 541 amino acids. Lineage: Eukaryota; Fungi; Ascomycota; Dothideomycetes; Pleosporales; Didymosphaeriaceae. The transcript has 3 exons.
AUGCUCCUUUUAGCUCUUCUCCUCCUCAUUUACCUCGCACCCCCUGUCCUUUCCGCGCCUUCAGAUUCGCCUCGCGAUGCAGAUGUUGCACAGUCGGGGUAUGUGGGCAGCGACCACAACAUCGGACCUGAUUCCGUCUCCCGAUUCCAGCAUCUGUGGAACAUCACCUUCAAGCCCGACGAGAAGGUGACCCUCGGCCUUCAGCCCAACGUGGACGUUCAAAUCGUCUUCACAGCGUCGACUGAAAACGUCGUCCGCACCAUCGAUGCUGUCACCGGCGAGAUUUUGUUCGAACGGCAGGUUGCGCCGCCAUGGCCUAUGGCAGGAGCGAAUUGCGACUUGAUCAGCAAGAACCUGGGCAUCAUGGGGACACCCGUUAUACACCCUGAGUACGACGUGGCUUUCUUCUUCGUCAAAUCGUACAUCGAGGACUACCGUGUGCCCGGCGGCGCAGCCCCUCCCCUCAAUAGCGUCUACUACUUCUACGCCGUGUACAUCGACGGCCUGGGCGACGUCUACAAAUUCCCUCUCUUCAUCGAUGAUGUUGGUGCCGAUAACGACCCGCGCAAGAUAUUCCUCGGCGGCCUCGUCCUCCAGCGGCCAUCGCUCCUCGCCGUUGGUGACGUAGUGUACGCAGGGUUUGGCGGGCUGUGCGACGCCUUCAACUACACCGGCACGCUCGUAGCUAUCAACAUCAACACGCGCAAGGUAAACCGGUGGGUUACGCAAGGCGGGCCGUCGUCUCCAUGGACGAGCGACUGGGCGAAGCGGCAUGGCGGGGGCGCGGGUGGGAUAUGGCAGGCCGGUAUGGGUCUUGCGUCUGAUGGGCAAGAUGUGUACUUCUCCAUCGGCAAUGGUGGGAGUGCGGAUACAAACGCUUCAAUCGUUCCCAUCCAGGGGAAAUGCCACCAAGACAUCCUCUUGGAAUCCGUCGUUCGAGUGUCUUUGAACGACUCUGGCGUCCAGCUUGUCGACUUCUUCCGCCCGUUCGACUACCUAUCCGACGCAGGGCAGGACAUAGGCAGCGGCGGGGUUUCCAUUCUCGAUCCCGCGGUUUUUAAGACUAGCACUACUACUCGCAUGGGUGUAGCUACGAGCCGCAACGCGAAGGUUUACGUACAAGAUCUAGAUGAUCUGGGUGGAUACCGCGCCAGCGCGAACGGUACAGAUGCUGUGCUACAAACGAUACACCUGAACGGCGAGAUCUUCGGUGGCAUCGGGUCCUACCCGCUCGAAGGAGGGUACAUCUACGUCAACCCUAGCAAUGCAUCUCUGGCUGCGUACCGCUUCAAUCCUUCCGCGGGUAAAUCGCCUCUCUUCACGCUGGCGGGCACAUCCUCGGCGUCGAACCCGCACUGCGGUGGUGUCGGCAUUGUCACUGUGACGAGCAGCAAUGGAGAGCCUGGGAGCGGCAUCGUGUGGGUGACGGACGUGGAGAGGGGUUUACUGGCAUAUAGGGCUGUGCCUGUGAAUGGGAGUCUCGUGGAGCUUGGGCUGCCGACGGUAGAGGGUGCGGUAAAAUAUGGGAGGCCAGUUUUUGGAGAUGGGAGAGUGUACGUAGUUGAUGGCAAAGAAAGACUGGUUGCUCUGGGUGUGGGUGGGAACAGAACCGUGGGUGGUGGAUAG